CCAACGGUGGCCAAUCAGUGCAGGUUCCACUACAGCCUUUCACGCCCGCUAUCUGUGCAGAGAGCCACUAAGAGACUUUCGCAGUGGAGGCGCAUGGAUGGGCGAGGAUUGACAAGCGUCCCAGGCUACUAUAUUCAGCAUGGGCUCUUUAAAACCCGCGCUCUCACAGGACGGCGCCGCACUGGGGACCCACUCAAAUCUGUUGCGAACUUCAAACCCUUGAACAGCCAGACUGCCACUCACACACCAACGACCUUCGACCCAAAUCUAAGUUGUGACAGAUUUCCCAUUGCACAUCUGCGGUUUGCAAAGACCCAAUCCAGUCAUUCGCCCCAUGGGACCACUAUUGCAGUCGAUCGAAACAAUUCAUACAUAUGUGCGCAACAGCCCGGCAUAUUCGAAAAACGACGUCCUCGUGGACUCUGCUCGCUGGCUCCUCGUUCCCGUCGGGGUUGUUUGUCUUUUUUGUUUCAGCAGCAUCGACAGGUCUCGGCACCCCGCCAUCAGCAUGGAGUUGGUGGGUGGGGCUCUAGUGGGUGGCCAUCGCUCACACUAGAGGACUCCAAGCAGACUUCCCCGGAGGCCGAGAACUUCUGGGGCCCAAACCUUCGAGCUUGCGGGAUCUAUUCUCAUGCUAUCCCAGCUAAAGGAUAGUGAAGCUAGGACAAGUGUUUCGAAGAUGUGAAUCUUACAAUUGCAUGAAGGGACGCCUCCCAAAUCAUGGAUGGAGAUGGUCGCGUGACAUAUUCUUCUUUCGAGAUCUGGUGCCUGGUUGGGAUGACAUGCAGCAUAAUAUCAGAUAGAGGCGUGUAUGUUACAUUGGCUGAUCUCACUAGUAGAUCUGCCGUUUCAAGGACAGCUAGGGACUUUGAUAUGUCGUAGCCCGCAUUUUAAUAUU
Messenger RNA from Mollisia scopiformis, 898 nucleotides. RefSeq lists its product as uncharacterized. The transcript has a single exon. The record is from RefSeq and is a predicted model, not a curated record. Lineage: Eukaryota; Fungi; Ascomycota; Leotiomycetes; Helotiales; Mollisiaceae. The coding region runs from base 94 to 654 and encodes 186 amino acids.